GACUUGACUACGCUAUGCACCUGGCGAGCGAUGAGAAUUCCCAUCAUGUGAAGUUUGGAAGUUGUGAAGCUGCGGACGGGUCGUGCGAAGUGGUGAUGACGUCGGAGAACGUGCAAGAAUCAAGGUAUGAAUCCUGGUCCCCAGGCGCAGCUCAUGAGCCACGCGCUCAACGUACAUAACGACGACCACCCCGCAACCCCCGUGGCCGAAAUUGACAGUCUUCUGUUUGUCUGGGCACCAUCGACGACGAGAUCCCCGCGACCCGUCAAGUUCGAUUCCACCGAGCAGCGGAUCGGUUGCCUGCCGGUGAGGCCUUUUUCUCCCUCUCCAAGCGUCUCACCGGCAGGCUCGUCUUCUUCGUCGCGGUGUGCCGCCGGAAGAGGACUUUCAACCAGCACGGCGUCGUGGCACUGUAUCAUCUUCCCAAGACGCCCAACCUCUUCCGGAAGACCCGUAACAGCUCGAGACUGUCCCGUUGGCAGCCGAAGAGUGACGACUGGCUACCGCGAGUCCUUUUGAACUUGGGCGCCUCCCCCGGCACGCCGACUGAGGAGCCUCACGAUGGAUCCAAAAUAGCGCCAUGCUUGGACGACUGGCUGGCGACGAAAUCGUUGUGGCCACAGCGGCCACCCAGCGUUUCAAGAUUGGAUCUGGGGCCGCAUGACAGGUCCUGCACGCUCGUCUGCACCACAACGAGUUCGACUGCUACCACUUCAACAUGUCUUUCUCGGAGAGCCGACAGCAAACCAUUCCGGCUGUGCCUCCUUCUCACUCCGCUGGCGAUCAUGAGAUGCGAGACUACUACGCCAACGCAGCUGCACCGCAGCCUACACCAAACCAAACUCCAUACCUCACACCAUACCUUGGCCUGCAAGCUAGGCUCUCGCAGAUAUGGAUCAAUCGAUGGACCGUUCUUCUACUUCUUGUUCUCGUUCGCGUACUCUUGAUGAUUGCGAGCACUGACAACAGCCUAUCUUCUGCCCGACGUGAGGCUCUUUCCGCCUGCACAAGCGUCGAAUCUGUGGGGAGCACCAUGGCUUCCUUGCCUCACUACAUGUCACAGGGCGUCAACUCGAUGACAGCAAAGGGAAUCACCAAAGCUGUCAAUGGCAUGGAGGACAUGGUCAGCCUCACCCUCACCGGCGUCGAGGAACUAGUUGUCUUCUUCAUUGGCAUGAUGACAAAUACGUACCUUUGUUUAAUCACAUUCGCCGUCACCGGCAGCUUGUCGGCAGUCAUUGGCGCUAUCGAAUCAGCACAGAACGACCUCAACAACAUGACUAGCGCGAUAGGCAACGAGAUUUCGGACGCCACCAAGACUGUCCAGGACAGCAUCAAUAGUCUUGUCAGUGGUAUCAACACCUUGCUUGGGUCUCAAGCUCCGAAAGUGGACUUCACCAAGCAGAUCGAUGAACUCAAGAACUUAACCCUUCCCGACAGCUUGUUCUCCGACCUGCAAAAACUCAACAAUUCGUUGCCCACUUUCGACGAUGUCAAGAACGCGACCGAGAGCGUCAUACGCCUGCCAUUUGAAGAGCUCAAGAAGAUCGUUGCUCAAGAAAUCGGUAACUACACAUUCAAUCAAUCCGUGUUGCCGGUGCCCCAGAAGGAGACGCUCAACUUCUGCUCCGACAACAAUGGCAUCAACGACUUCUUCGACAGCCUUGUCACCAUCGCCCAUACAGCCAAGAAAAUAUUCAUUGGCGUGCUCACCGUCGCUGCCAUACUCGUGUGCGCCCCCAUGGCGUGGUGGGAGAUCAUGCGCUAUCGCCGAUUGACCGAGCGAGCAGUACGCAUACACAACUCUCAGACUGACCCGAUGGACGCCGUGUACAUGGCAUCGCGUCCAUUAACUUCACGCAUCGGUCAGUGGGUUGCCGGGAAAUUCAGAUCACCACGCAAGCAAAUUCUGGCGCGGUGGUUUGUUGCCUACUGCACAUCGCUCCCGGCGCUGUUUCUCCUCUCACUUGCAGUCGCUGGCCUUUUCGCCUGUCUCUGCCAAUACAUCAUGCUUUCCGCCAUCAAGAAGGAGGUUCCCAACUUGACCAAUCAGGUGGCCAACUUCACCGGUGCGGUAAUCCAAAAGAUGGACAAUGCUUCCAUGGCCUGGGCAAAUGGCACCAAUGCUGUUAUCAUUGCAGAGAACGCCAAAUUGAACGACAAUCUGUUCGGAUGGGUCAACACAAGCACUACCGCUGUCAAUGACACUCUCAACAAAUUCAUUGACGAGACCAUGAAUGUGUUGAACCAAACCUUUGGUGGCACCCCGCUGUACACACCUGUCAAGGAGGUGUUCAACUGCCUAAUUGGCUUGAAAGUGGAGGGAGUUCAGAAGGGUUUGACGUGGGUUCAAGACAAUGCUCACAUCAAUUUCCCGCUACUUGACAAUGACACGCUCUCACUCCAAACUUUGGCAGCGAAGACUGACAGCUCUGCCGACGACAACCUCCUUGCCGAUCCAACAGGCACAUCAAAAGACGCUAUAUCAGGUGCUGUAACAAAAGUCACAGAUACCAUUGAACAAGCCAUCCGACAGGAAGCGAUCAUCUCAACCAUGUUGCUCGUUGUCUGGUUGAUCCUUGUCCUCAUCGGUUUGAUGACUACCUUUGUUCGCAUGAACGGUCGCGACAAAGUACGAGGAGAAUCUGGCAACGAGUACAACACUGAAAGCUUCACCGUACCUGCCAAUCAUGAAAUGAAGAACUUUCGCCCCGAGAGUGCGGCUCCACCGUACGUACCCAAUCCAGAUGUCAGCACCAACGGGUACACGCUACGUCACCACGAAUUCCCACGUAGCAGUAACGAUGACGACGUAAUUGACGAGAAGCAUUCCCCUGGCGGCUGGCCCUUCUCUCGCAAUCUGACUGGACGAGAUCAAUCACCCUCAAGAUUUUCGAACGAGAAGAACGGAUUUAUCUGAUCGACUCUGUAUUUGCUGAAAGCGGGCCGCAUAUGGCUUGCCUGACCUUCCCUCCGCUCCGGCGUGAUGGCGCUGUUGUCUACAAAGCCGCGACUUCUGCGUUUCAGCCUGCCGAGACCCGUAAUUGCUUCUGGUUACGUAUCUUGGUUUAUUGAGGUCCCAUCCAACCUCUUGAGUUUGAUGCACCUCCCCUGCUCCUCGAGGAUGGACAUGCCGAGUCGAAUGUGCCUCGCACACUCCUCAUGCAUGCCGAAACUGGAGCCUUUUUUGGUUUAUCGAGUGUUUGAUUGCUGCGUUUUAGCAUUUCUUUACUAUGUAAUUUGCACUGCGAUCUGGCGUUGAAUAUCCCCGCGUUGUUCCUGGUGUCACAUUCUUGUUGAGAACUGAUGUUGAAUGAUGAGGCAGAUGCCCGUGUCAAAAUCCUUCACAAGUUUCAACGAAAUCAUCUUACGGCUUUAUCAUUAUCGUCUCACACGAAAUGUGCACACUGGAACUUCCGCUGCAAAUAGGUUGCGCAAGUGGGGUAUUCAGGCGGUAUGUCCUCGGGACCGAGACCCUUUCCAUCCUGCCGACGAUCUCCAUCUUCUCGCGUCUUUCUUUCGUAGAUUCCCCUCCACUGCGCCGCUUUUCUGCCUUGUGGCUCGGAUGUAUCUUCGGACCCAGCCCAAGAUGUUAAGUACCAGUGAUGCGCGCGAACGCGACUGACUGGCCAGGUUGGAGCAUUGCGCCGGACAUAUUGGGUAUGAUCGUUCAUUCGCCUUCCCCGCUCACUCUGCCUCUGUCAGCCCUCUAGGCUGCCAUUCUUCCUCAUAUAAACAAUGAGGCUGAACCCAUUGUGGCCGACGUCGAUGGCUUUGGAAUGUCAUGCCCUGCUGGGGAGCGAGGCAUGACGGAGCGAGGCAGUGCUGACUGGUAACGAGCGUUAUUGUCUCUUUCUUUCCUCGUCGGAAUUUUCCAGUCGCCUACGAGGACCGGACGCUGGGAGGCCGACUUGAGGAUGGGACUGAGUGGGAAUGUGCUGUUUGUACAGCUGAUGCUGGUGUAUCCCUUUCUUUGAGAUUGUGGGUCGGUUAUGCGUGCUUCUCCGCCGCCUCCGAGAUAGAAUUGUAUGUACAGUACAGCUAUGAACGAACCACGGGAGCUAGGAUUCAAUCACGGUCUGAGGAGGAGGUUGAGAUCAAACGUGGACCUAGUAGCUAGCCCGAACUUCGUCGUCGAAGACUAGACAAAUUUACUCGGAUGUCAACGGCCAGAUGAUUGUUUUCAACCUUGCCAGUGCUCCUUCCUCCCGUUUCACCGUUCAAGUGCACCAUAACAUGCUUUCAGCGCAAGCCCAAUCAGGUUCACGGUCGCUCAAGGCAACAAUAAUUCCUAGCUGUGUGAGGUCGAGG
This is a messenger RNA of Verruconis gallopava, 4311 nucleotides long. RefSeq lists its product as uncharacterized. The transcript has 2 exons. The record is from RefSeq and is a predicted model, not a curated record. Lineage: Eukaryota; Fungi; Ascomycota; Dothideomycetes; Venturiales; Sympoventuriaceae. Gene Ontology annotation, cellular component: mating projection tip. The coding region runs from base 719 to 2920 and encodes 733 amino acids.